AUGGUCCCUGUUUCCAGAACUGAAGGUGGAGCUGGCACACAAAUACUCUCAGCUAUAGUGUGCAAAACCAUCCAAUCCAUCAAGGAAAUCGUAGGGAAUCAUUCUGAUGCUGAUAUCUAUGUAGCCCUUAAGGAAACAAACAUGGAUCCUAACGAAGCCACUCUGAAAUUGCUCAACCAAGAUCCAUUCCAUGAGGUGAGGAGAAGGAGAGACAGAAAGAAGGAGCCUCGGAAUAUUGGGAACAAAGGUUCAGCUGACCCAAGGAGGCAUUCUGAGAAUGUUGGUCAAGGAAUGAAAUCUCAUAUCCCAUCUGAACGUAAUGUUCUUAGAAGAAUAAACUAUUCUCGGAACAUUUUUCAAUCAGUUGGUGCCAUCUCGAAGACUGAACAAUUUAGUCGAACUAAUGUAACUAAACCUUCAUUCCCUGGCAUGACAGUUAGUAGGCCGUCCUUGAACAAUCAAUAUAAUAGCAGGCCACAUCAACAACUCGCGGGACAUCAGAGAGUUUCCCAGCAGAAUAAAAAAGAGUGGAAACCUAAAUCAAGUCAGAAGUCUAACAGCUAUACUUCUGGAGUGAUUGGAACUCCUAAAAAAGCUGCUUCACCUCCAGCUGAAAAUUCUAUAGAUAUAGAAUCAGACGCUGCAGAGGUUCAAGAUAAAAUUUCCCAAUUAUAUAUAUAUGAUACCCAAAAUGUCAUCAUACCACAGCAUAUUCGAGUUACGAAAACUGAUCGUUGUCAGCUGAUCUUUGGUACCAUUGGGAUACAACUUGAUUCUUCGAUGCAUGAAUCGAAGUAUCCAUUAAUAGAAGCUGCUGAAUCAAAUGAAGAAUCGACUGCAAGCUUGACUCCAGAGUUGUCCACUGAUGAUGUUCCUGGGAGCAAACAGAUAGACUUACGGGAUGACAAUAUUACAAGUACUGGGUCGAACUCUCUAGCAUCAGCUGGUGCUACUUCUGAGCAACAAUUGCUUGAUAUCAAAGACUCCUCAAACCCUCAGAAUCUGGACGACAGUUAUGCCAGUAUUGGGUUGGUACGUGAUACAAGUCCGUCCUAUGCACCUUCAGAGUCACAGUCACAGCAGCAAGAUUCCCAUGAUAUGCCGGGCUUCUCGGCAUACGAUCCUCCAACUGGUUAUGACAUUCCUUAUUUCAGACCAACAUUGUGGGAUGAAACUUUAAGAGGGCAGGGUUUGUUAUCUUUUCAGGAGGGUUUGAGCUCCCAUGCUGCCAAUAGUAUUCCCGCAUCCUCCAUUGCUAUGGUGCAACAGCAACCUCCUGUGGCUCAUAUGUAUCCACAAGUUCAUGUUUCACAUUUUGCUAACCUUAUGCCAUAUCAUCAGUUUCUGUCCCCGGUCUAUGUUCCACCUAUGGCCAUGCUUGGAUAUUCAAAUUCAAGUAAUGCUCCCUAUCCUCACCCAACAAAUGGCAACAGUUACUUGUUGAUGCUUGGAGGUGGUUCCCAUCUUAAUGCCAACAGCCUUAAAUAUGGAGUUCAGCAGUUCAAGCCUGUCCCUGCUGGAAGCCCUACAGGGUUUGGAAAUUUUGGUAAUCCAACUGGCUAUGCCAUGAUAUCUCCUGGUGUGGUUUGGGGUGCAACGGCUUUAGAAGAUUCAUCUCGAGUCAAAUACAAAGAUAAUCUCUAUAUCCAAAAUCCUCAGGCUGAGAUAUCAGAAAUCUGGUUACAGAAUCCAUGUCAGAUUCAUCCUGGCAUGCAAUCUACUCCAUACUAUAACUUGCAGGGGCAAACACCUCAUGCAGCGUACAUGCCUUCGCACACCGGUCAUGCUUCCUUCAAUGCAGCUGCAGCUCAGUCUUCACACAUGCAAUUCCCUUGUAUGUAUCAUACUCCUCCACAGCCAGCUGCUAUUGCUAGUCAUCAUCAUCAUCUAGGACCAGCAAUUGGCAAUAACGUUGGAGUUGGGGUGGCUGCAGCUGCUCCUGGAGCACAGGUUGGUGGAUAUCAGCAGCCCCAAUUGAGCCACCUGAAUUGGACAACAAAUUUCUGA
Messenger RNA from Gastrolobium bilobum, 2007 nucleotides. RefSeq names its product GBF-interacting protein 1-like. Lineage: Eukaryota; Viridiplantae; Streptophyta; Magnoliopsida; Fabales; Fabaceae. Bases 1 to 2007 code for a protein of 668 amino acids. Gene Ontology annotation, molecular function: protein binding. The record is from RefSeq and is a predicted model, not a curated record. The transcript has a single exon.